Molecule: messenger RNA, 1136 nt
Organism: Trematomus bernacchii (emerald rockcod)
Lineage: Eukaryota; Metazoa; Chordata; Actinopteri; Perciformes; Nototheniidae
Gene: edf1
Product: endothelial differentiation-related factor 1
Exons: 5
Coding region: 157-603 (148 amino acids)
Cellular component (GO): nucleus
Molecular function (GO): DNA binding
Source: RefSeq, a predicted model, not a curated record
UAAAGCUUUGGCAGACGCGUGGGUGACGCUAGAAGGAAGGUCCGAUUCGCUAAAGUAGCACUACCUUCAUAAAAAGAAUCAUUUUGACCACACACAGUGGUACCUAUUUUUGUAUCUAUAUUUAAUAUUACCGGUAACGAGUAAACCCCUACAAACAUGGCAGAAAGUGACUGGGAUACCGUGACUGUCUUGAGGAAGAAGGGGCCGUCUGCUUCACAGGCCAAAUCCAAGCAGGCAAUCGCAGCUGCUCAGAGACGUGGGCAAGACGUUGAGACAUCCAAGAAAUGGUCUGCGGGGCAGAAUAAACAGCACCUCGUGACAAAGAACACAUCCAAAUUGGACCGGGAGACAGAGGAGCUCCAUCAUGAACGCGUUCCCCACGAGGUGGGCAAAUACAUCCAGCAAGGCAGAGGGGACAAAGGUCUGACCCAGAAAGACUUGGCCACUAAAAUUAAUGAGAAGCCUCAAGUCAUCGCAGACUAUGAAUGUGGGAAAGCAAUUCCAAACAACCAGGUCCUGGGCAAGAUAGAGAGAGCAAUUGGUCUCAAACUGCGUGGGAAGGACAUUGGGCUACCCCUGGAGCCAAAAACCAUGAAAAAGUGAAGACAAAGCCUCGAAAUCAGCCCUCCCCAGGCCCCUUCUUCCCUUGUCCAAAAACUAGAACCCUUUCCCUACCCUCCUUCCAAGAACCCUUUAAACCCCCCUCCCUACCUUCCUCCCCCCCCCUCCCCCUACCUGGGCUGAUCUCACCUGUGUCCUCCCCCAGGACCGGGUUCUCCACUGCAUCACCGGCUGCUUACUGAAACUGUUUCUCGACCACAUAAUCAAAUGAAUGAUCGAACGUAUUUUUCAACGUCACUAACUCGGGAGUUCUGUGAAUCCGUUUGCUUUGGCUUUGGCAUGAUGAAUUCAACUUUUUAAUGUAGACUAAUUUAAAUAAGUAGAAUUAUUUUUCAUUACCAAACAAACUACUUUGACUCACGUUAUUUCUGAGCAUGAUGAUAAGCCAAAAGUGCUCGAUUGCAUCUUUUUUUUUCACUCACGAGGAAAGAGGGUGGAUGUCAUUACAGUGUUGAAAUGUUUUAAUGCUGUGCUUUGUUUUGAUCUUUUAAAAUAAAGUCUCGCAAUUCAUGACA